Messenger RNA from Camelina sativa (false flax), 2387 nucleotides. Its product is annotated as multicopper oxidase LPR2. NCBI's taxonomy places the organism in Eukaryota, Viridiplantae, Streptophyta, Magnoliopsida, Brassicales, Brassicaceae. Gene Ontology annotation, biological process: cellular response to phosphate starvation. The record is from RefSeq and is a predicted model, not a curated record. Gene Ontology annotation, molecular function: oxidoreductase activity; copper ion binding.
UUCUAAAGAAUGGAGCGACUCAAGAGUCAAGAGAUCGAAAGCAAAGAGUGACAAAUUUUAUUUCACACCACACACUCAUUAUAUGUAUAAAUACGCAAAACCCCAAAGAACUUCUUCAACUUUCUCUCCUCAACUUUUUGAGUAUUCCACACAUACAAAAACAAACACACACACUUGACUUUUCUCAUAUUUCGAUAGCUCGUGAAUUAGGACAAAGACAUGGAGCCUAUGCCUUCUCGGAGGAUAAUGACCAGAGGCAUGUUGCUGCUAAUAGUAACGAUGGCAUGGCUCGUAGCCGGAGACGCCGACGCAGGAGGCAAGAAGCAAGAGGAGCGACUGUUCAAUCUCCAGAAGCUAGAGAUGUUCGUUGACAACCUUCCCCAUAUACCCACUCUUCAUGGCUUCCACUCCGUAAACGGCGUUCUCAAACCCAAAUCUCUUCACAUCGGCAUGUUCUUCAAGAAAUGGAAGUUCCACAGAAACUUGCCUGCCACGCCAGUGUUCGCAUAUGGUACAUCGAAGCGUAAGGCAACAGUUCCCGGACCUACAAUAGAAGCUGUUUAUGGCAUAGACACCUACGUCACGUGGCGAAACCACCUCCCUUCAAAGCAUAUCCUCCCUUGGGAUCCAACAAUCUCCCCGGCCAUCCCAAAACACGGCGGCAUUGCCACGGUGGUUCACUUGCAUGGAGGCAUCCACGAACCAACCAGCGACGGAAACGCUGAUUCUUGGUUCACCGCUGGUUUCAAAGAGACAGGAUCCAAAUGGACCAAAAAGAGUACGCAUUACGUCAACAAGCAACAACCUGGAAACAUGUGGUACCAUGACCACGCUGCUGGUUUGACUAGAGUUAACCUUCUCGCCGGUUUGUUAGGUGCUUACAUUCUCCGCCACAGAUCCGUUGAGUCGCCGCUUCGGUUACCCACUGGCCGAGAAUUCGAUCGUCCUUUGGUCAUCUUUGACAGAGGUUUCCGUAGAGAUGGCUCCAUUUACAUGAACGCCACCGGGAACAACCCCUCCAUUCAUCCUCAAUGGCAGCCAGAGUAUUUCGGCGACGCCAUCAUCGUGAACGGAAAAGCUUGGCCGCGGUUAACCGUCCGCCGUCGGAAAUACAGAUUCCGGAUCAUAAACGCUAGCAACGCAAGGUUCUUCCGUUUUUUCUUCUCCAACGGUCUCGAGUUCAUCGUCGUCGGUUCAGAUUCAGCAUAUCUAUCAAAACCGGUACCCGCCAAAACGGUUCUCCUGGCUCCAUCGGAGAUCAUUGAUGUUGUUGUUGACUUUUCGAAAUCAAAGUCAAAAACAGCAAUACUAGCCAACAAUGCACCUUAUCCUUACCCCUCCGGAGAUCCAGUCACGGAAGAGAACAGCAAAGUCAUGAAGUUUAUAAUCAAGAACAAAUCUGAAGUUGACACAUCGACCAUUCCGAAGAAGCUAAUCGAAUACCCUCCUGCUCACAUAUCAACCUCAGCACGUACACGUUACAUCGCCAUGUUCGAGUAUGUAUCAAGCGCUGACGAGCCAACACAUCUAUACAUCAACGGUUUGCCCUACAGUGCUCCCGUGACAGAAACUCCUACAAUUGGCUCCAGUGAGGUGUGGGAAGUGAUCAAUUUAACGGAGGAUAACCAUCCGUUGCACAUUCACUUGGGAUUGUUCAAAGUGUUGGAACAAAAGGCUUUGGUGAAGACUGAGGAGUUCACGGACUGCAUGACCAAGAGGAACGACGCCGUCAAGUGCAAUAUCAACAAAUACGCAGUUGGGAACACAACCGCGGUGACGGCGCACGAGCGGGGAUGGAAGAACGUAUUCAAGAUGAUGCCGGGACAUGUAACGAAGAUCCUCGUUAGAUUUUCUUACAUUCACUCCAAUGAUUCUUACUCCUUCGACGCUACUCAAAAGCCAGGCUAUGUCUACCAUUGUCACAUAUUGGAUCACGAAGACAAUAUGAUGAUGAGGCCCUUUGCGAUGGUCAAGUGAGAACAAGAGUAUCUCUCAAGAAAAUGCUAAAUGGUUCCAUACUUCAAAAGAAUACGAUUUAGAAUUACGAAUGCGAUCAUGUCUAGAAUACAAAGGUUAUUAAUUUUUUUUUUCUACAGUUGAUGGUUAGUCUAUUUUGGCCUAACGUUUACAGGAUUUAACGGGCCCAAUAACAAAGAAAAUUUUGCUUCUUAUUUGAUGUUUGAUUUGUGGUGGUAGGUGGUAAGUGUAAGAGAGGGAAGAGAGGUGAGUGAAAUGGAAAAAAAAUCAUAAGUCCUACCCACCAGUCAAAUUCCUAAUUGAAUGCUUAUGUUUCUCCCUUAUCUGUUUCUGAACUACACUCUUCAAUCCGUCUCCUUCUUUUAGUUUUAUGGUUUCCUGUUAUAAUUUCUCUUAAUUUGUUUUAUUUC